UUUAAUGUUUUUUUUUAAUAACUAUCCCCGCACUCUGUUCUCAGAUAAAACCCCCCCUAAUACCCCUCGCUUUUUCUCAUCUUUGAAAAACCCUUUCUAGAAUUCUCUACCUCAGUCUCUGCUAUUCAACCAUGUCUUGCUUCAAGGGCAAAUACGCCGACGAACUCAUUGCCAAUGCUGCCUAUAUUGGCACCCCUGGAAAGGGCAUCCUUGCUGCUGACGAGUCUACUGGCACCAUUGGCAAGCGUCUAGCCAGCAUCAACGUUGAGAAUGUUGAGGACAACAGAAGGGCUCUUCGCGAACUUCUCUUCACCACCCCUGGUGCCCUCCAAUAUCUCAGCGGUGUGAUUCUGUUUGAAGAAACCCUGUACCAGAAGUCGAAAUCAGGCAAGCCUUUUGUUGACAUCUUGAAGGAAGGUGGUGUCCUCCCUGGUAUUAAAGUCGACAAGGGUACCGUUGAGCUUGCUGGUACCAAUGGUGAGACUACAACCCAGGGUCUUGAUGGCCUUGCACAGCGAUGCCAAAAAUACUAUGAAGCUGGUGCUCGCUUUGCCAAAUGGCGUGCUGUACUCAAGAUUGGCCCCAAUGAGCCAUCUCAGCUUGCCAUCAACGAGAAUGCCAAUGGAUUGGCCAGAUAUGCCAUCAUUUGCCAGGAGAAUGGUUUGGUCCCUAUUGUGGAGCCUGAGAUCUUGGUUGAUGGACCUCAUGACAUUAACAAGUGUGCUGAGGUCACUGAGCGGGUUCUUGCUGCAUGCUACAAAGCUCUCAAUGAUCAUCACGUCUUGCUUGAGGGAACUCUUUUGAAGCCCAAUAUGGUGACCCCAGGAUCAGAAUCCAAAAAGGUUGCACCUGAGGUGAUUGCGGAGUACACAGUCCGUGCCCUCCAACGCACUGUGCCUGCGGCAGUCCCUGCUAUUGUGUUCUUGUCUGGAGGCCAGAGUGAGGAGGAGGCUACCCUCAACCUCAAUGCCAUGAACAAGCUUAAGACCAAGAAGCCAUGGUCUUUAUCCUUCUCCUUUGGACGUGCCCUUCAACAGAGUACCCUCAAGGCCUGGGCUGGCAAGGAGGAGAAUGUGAAGAAGGCUCAAGAUUCAUUUAUUGUCAGGUGCAAGGCCAACUCAGAGGCAACUCUUGGAACUUACAAGGGUGAUGCUACUCUUGGUGAGGGUGCUUCAGAGAGCCUCCACGUGAAGGACUACAAAUACUAAAUGGUCUCGGUGCGUUGGAAGUGAUGAGGAGUAAUAGGCUGGCACAUCUCAGGCUUAGUUUUUUUUUUUUUUUUUCCUUCUUCCUUUAAAGUCGCUGAUCAGAUUUACUAGGAUGAAGUAGCAUAAUAAAAGCAUGAAGAAAUAUUGAGUUUGAAUGGUUUUGGACAGUCUGGGGGGAAACUGUUUUCUAUUUAUUUAUCCUACUUUUUUGUGGAGGUUCAAUGAUCCGGUUUUCUGAUGUAAACAUGGAGUCUAUGAACUUGUUUCUUUUCUUUA
Molecule: messenger RNA, 1484 nt
Organism: Manihot esculenta (cassava)
Lineage: Eukaryota; Viridiplantae; Streptophyta; Magnoliopsida; Malpighiales; Euphorbiaceae
Product: fructose-bisphosphate aldolase 6, cytosolic
Exons: 3
Coding region: 132-1208 (358 amino acids)
Biological process (GO): fructose 1,6-bisphosphate metabolic process; glycolytic process
Cellular component (GO): cytosol
Molecular function (GO): fructose-bisphosphate aldolase activity
Source: RefSeq, a predicted model, not a curated record